Fukomys damarensis (Damara mole-rat) is the source of this 2588-nucleotide messenger RNA. RefSeq names its product SATB homeobox 2 (gene Satb2). Lineage: Eukaryota; Metazoa; Chordata; Mammalia; Rodentia; Bathyergidae. Gene Ontology annotation, molecular function: RNA polymerase II cis-regulatory region sequence-specific DNA binding; DNA-binding transcription factor activity, RNA polymerase II-specific. The coding region runs from base 24 to 2051 and encodes 675 amino acids. The transcript is spliced from 10 exons. The record is from RefSeq and is a predicted model, not a curated record. Gene Ontology annotation, biological process: chromatin remodeling; regulation of transcription by RNA polymerase II.
AACAAGGCACAGGCUCAGGGUUGAUGGUGCCGGUCUUCUGCGUGGUGGAGCAGCUGGAUGGCUCUCUGGAGUAUGACAGCAGGGAGGAGCACGCCGAGUUCGUCCUGGUGCGCAAAGACGUGCUCUUCAGCCAGCUGGUGGAGACGGCCCUGCUGGCCCUGGGCUACUCACACAGCUCCGCGGCCCAGGCCCAAGGAAUAAUCAAGCUGGGGAGGUGGAACCCUCUCCCGCUCAGUUAUGUGACAGACGCGCCCGACGCCACCGUGGCCGACAUGCUGCAAGAUGUCUAUCAUGUCGUGACGUUGAAAAUCCAAUUACAAAGCUGUUCAAAGUUGGAAGACUUGCCAGCGGAGCAGUGGAACCAUGCCACCGUCCGCAAUGCCUUAAAGGAGCUGCUCAAAGAGAUGAACCAGAGCACACUAGCCAAAGAAUGCCCUCUCUCCCAGAGUAUGAUUUCAUCCAUUGUAAAUAGCACAUAUUAUGCCAAUGUGUCAGCAACCAAGUGCCAGGAGUUUGGGAGAUGGUAUAAAAAAUAUAAGAAGAUUAAAGUGGAAAGAGUAGAACGAGAAAACCUUUCAGACUAUUGUGUUCUGGGCCAGCGUCCCCUGCACUUACCAAACAUGAACCAGCUGGCGUCCCUGGGGAAGUCCGGCGAGCAGUCCCCACACAGCCAGCUGCACCACAGCGCGCCCAUCCGCAGCCAGGUGCCUGCGCUGCAGCCCAUCAUGAGCCCGGGGCUGCUGUCACCCCAGCUCAGCCCACAGCUCGUGCGGCAGCAGAUUGCCAUGGCCCAUCUGAUCAACCAGCAGAUUGCCGUCAGCCGCCUGCUGGCCCACCAGCACCCCCAGGCCAUCAACCAGCAGUUCCUGAACCACCCGCCCAUCCCCAGGGCCGUGAAGCCGGAACCCAGCAACUCCUCUGUGGAAGUCUCGCCCGACAUCUACCAGCAGGUCCGGGACGAGCUCAAGCGGGCCAGCGUGUCCCAGGCCGUGUUUGCCCGCGUGGCCUUCAACCGCACACAGGGGCUGCUGUCCGAGAUCCUGCGCAAGGAGGAGGACCCCAGGACGGCCUCGCAGUCCCUGCUCGUGAACCUGCGGGCCAUGCAGAACUUCCUCAACCUGCCGGAGGUGGAGCGGGACCGCAUCUACCAGGACGAGCGCGAGCGCAGUAUGAACCCCAACGUGAGCAUGGUGUCCUCAGCCUCCAGCAGCCCCAGCUCCUCUCGAACCCCACAGGCCAAAACCUCGACGCCGACAGCAGACCUCCCUAUUAAGGUGGACGGCGCCAACGUCAACAUCACAGCUGCCAUUUAUGAUGAGAUCCAACAGGAGAUGAAAAGGGCCAAGGUGUCCCAAGCCCUGUUUGCCAAAGUGGCUGCAAAUAAAAGUCAGGGCUGGCUCUGCGAGCUGCUCCGCUGGAAGGAGAACCCGAGCCCGGAGAACCGCACGCUGUGGGAGAACCUCUGCACCAUCCGCCGCUUCCUGAACCUCCCGCAGCACGAGAGGGAUGUGAUCUACGAGGAGGAGUCGCGACACCACCACAGCGAGCGCAUGCAGCACGUGGUCCAGCUCCCGCCGGAGCCCGUGCAGGUCCUCCACCGACAGCAGUCCCAGCCCACCAAGGAGAGCUCCCCGCCCCGGGAAGAAGCACCCCCCGCACCCCCUCCGGCCGACGACAGCUGUGCCAAAAAGCCUCGCUCACGCACCAAGAUCUCCCUGGAGGCGCUGGGCAUCCUGCAGAGCUUCAUCCAUGACGUGGGGCUGUACCCUGACCAGGAGGCCAUCCACACGCUGUCGGCGCAGCUGGACCUGCCCAAGCACACCAUCAUCAAGUUCUUCCAGAACCAGCGCUACCACGUCAAGCACCACGGCAAGCUCAAGGAGCACCCAGGCUCCGCCGUGGACGUGGCUGAGUACAGGGACGAGGAGCUGCUCACCGAGUCGGAGGAGAACGACAGUGAGGACGGCCCCGAGGAGGCGUACCGGGUGGAGGCCGGGGAGGACAGCGGCGACAGGCCUCAGGCCGCGCCCGCCGAGGGCGACCAGAGAUGAUGUGGCCUCCGUGGCCUCCGAGGGUCUCCGCUCCCCUCUUCACAGACGUCCUCGGCUUUCUGUGUUUGUCCUUCUGUGUCUGUUUGGCUCCUUGCCGCCGUGACAUUCCUCAGUUGCACAGGACAGGCUGAGACUGGGCUGCGGCUUCUGCUCAGAUGUCGCCUUGGCAGAGACCUGUGGGUCCACGUGGGGCUGGGUGGGAGAGCGGCACACGCGUGUGCACACAAACCUGUGUCUGCACCCACAGACCUCACUCCUUGCACGCACAGACCGGGCGCGAGCACAGACUGUGAAUGAGCUCUCCGGAGGGCUUGGCCACGCUGAGACCACUUCCCACGAGUCGCUUGGCCUUCUGUGACCUGUGGCCUGCUCUUGGCGGGGCAGUGGGGGUACUAUUUUUUUGAAUUUCUAUUUAUUUUUCUGUGUUUGUCCCUGAUUUUUUUUUAAAUUCUAUGGCUUCCUAUCUGGCAGCUUCAUGGGUAAUUUUUGAGGUAUGUAUUUAACAAAAUAAAUCUACACUGCCAAAAAAAAAAAAAA